Molecule: messenger RNA, 513 nt
Organism: Phanerochaete carnosa HHB-10118-sp
Lineage: Eukaryota; Fungi; Basidiomycota; Agaricomycetes; Polyporales; Phanerochaetaceae
Exons: 1
Coding region: 73-330 (85 amino acids)
Source: RefSeq, a predicted model, not a curated record
GCGCUCAUGUGUGAAGUCUGACGGUUACUUGUAGAUGUUGUUGUCAUCUUCCCUCUGCGCAUCCCUAUUCCUAUGCUACUGACGAAUCAUGCUGUAAAUCUCCUGGUGAACCGCAAGGUCGUCCCUCCUAGAACACGUGGCCCGAAGAGAUACCACAUCUACCUCAACUUCAUCACUGUCCCUCUGUUCUGCGUGCUCAUCUUGCUUGCCUGCAAGGCCAUCGAUGGGAUCGUCCUGAAACGUGGCAUAAUCGGCGCAGACGGUGUCAAGCCUAUCAAUAUCAUGGCUCUCUUCAUCUCUCUCGUAAGCUCCAGCGUAAACGCGAACUAGAGUCCUGUUCACCACCUUGAAUAUGGUAGGCUUAUAUGGCGAUCUCACUAGAUUUUACCGGUCUCUUGCGAUUCUCAGCCUUUUGGGUGGCCCGCAAAGGGGGCUCUUCCGGAAAGCGAUUAUACUUAUAUUUCUACCUAUUCUUCCUAGUCUGCGGUGUCAUCGUUGGUAACGUAAGCACAU